Messenger RNA from Bursaphelenchus xylophilus (pine wood nematode), 11580 nucleotides. NCBI's taxonomy places the organism in Eukaryota, Metazoa, Nematoda, Chromadorea, Rhabditida, Aphelenchoididae. The record is from the annotation of a GenBank genome assembly.
AUGAAGUUCCGUUCGCUGGCCCUGUCGCUGCGUGUCUUCAACCUGAAGCGACAUCAUCACAAUUCUCAGAAUGAGGUGGGUGCCUUAAUUCCAGUUGACUUGGCCCUCCACUUAUGGCCCUUUAAUUCUUUUCACCCGAAUUACGAUAAAAGAAAGUAAAGUAAGAGUAAAUAAAGACCCGACUUCAUGGUUGGUCUGGCUUCUGCUCCGACCUUUCGGUCUGAUCUCCAAGCUGGACCUUUCCGGGCCCCGUUUACGAUGUCUGUCGGUGAUUUGGAGGUUAUGGGUGAUUAACUUUCGGGGAUUAUCACAUUAACAAGGCCAUAAACUGGGUGAUGGAACUCCAUGAUUAACAAUACGGUCUUGGCAGGUCUCCGAAAAUAACUUGGCCCAUGAGUAAUGCGAUCCCUUCCUCUCCACGACCCUCCAAUUUUAUAGACAUUAGCACCGAAGUCUUGCCAAACUUUUUUAUAUUAUCCAUAGCCUUCUAAUCAAUUUCUGUCCUUCUCUUCGCGGUUCCCAGACCCUGAAUCUGCUUCACGUCACUCUCCAGUAUUUAUUUCCACAUUUCCAAAAUUAAGGCCCUUUUUUGAAUUCAUUUUCUCCAAGUUUUCUCCCCAGCAUAUGCACCAUGACAUAAACAUGUGCUCAUCUUUCCUCCCUCUUCUGCGUAACCAUGGAAUUUAAAUCAUUUUUGGGGAGUUCUGGAUGGAUGUGGUCCAAAUUUAAAUUCAAUAUUGGUAUCUGGCUCCAAUUAAAUAAUAUGCAAAUUAAGUAAAAAAUAAGAUGAUUUGCAUAGUAUCUUGGUCGUGUGUUUUCAUGAAUAUUCCAGGCCAAAUUGGACGCCUCAAGAUGUCGGAGGAGUAGUAGUAACACAGACAAUUUGGUUGACUAGUUUAUAAUUUAUCCAUUUUGAGAAUGCCCUGAGGGCCUUGACAAAAUUCUGACUGCAAAUAGGGACAGGUGCCCCUCGUGGACAUCAAUUUUAAUCUGAACGCUUCACUGAACUCGAAGCCGGCUUCAUUUCCUUCCAUUUCCUUAUUUGGGCGAAUGGGAAAUGGGAAAAUGUUUGGUAAUUUUCGUAUUUCAGUAAAGUUUAGAUUAGUUUUCUGCAGCUCUAGUAGGUCCUCGGGCUCUGUUCAUUUAUGACUGUAAGUUAUUUCGUCCAUGUCUAUAGUCAUCUUUUUAAAAAUCAAGUUUUGAUGACAUACAAGAUAGCUGUAAUUUAAUUGUCUGAUGACCUCACAAACCCGAUCUCACACCCAUUUUACUAUUUAUUUUGACUCCUUUACACGCAGUAACUUGGAUUUCCGCCCAAGUCUUGGCCAAGUCCCCGAAUCCGGCUUCGAAUUUCGUUCGUUAAAUUGGAUUCAGAUUCCGUUGUUUGGGGACAAUGCCAAUCAGAAUCCCCUUUUCCGGCCCCGAUUUAACUUGAUUUCCCUUCUUCUCCCUUUGUUCCCAUGGCCACAAAUAUCGCAGUCUUUAUGGCCAAGUCUAUGACCUCAGGGCUGGGCAAUCAAAUUCAGGAAAAUCUUUUAUUUUAUUCGAAGAAUUUAUGCCGCCUAGAGUUGUAAGGAGUUCGUUUUGCAGUUAUUUACAGCCCCAUUGACUUGUUAUUACCCUAGAAUUACUGUAUUCUCAAUAAACGGUAGAUUACUCUACUUUUGUAGGCUUUUUUAUAUUAUCCAAGAGACAGAUGACAUGUAUUGAUGUUAUAUUGUAUUUAAAAAUCAAAAACCGUGACUUCUGGAAGCAAAAGUAAUUGUUUAGUAAUCCCACAGUUUCAUCGUUACUCAUUACUAAAGUUUAAGCCCAAAACUUAAUUUGACUUUACAAAUGCAAGUUUUUCUUCGUCUACUCCUCUCAUGUUACUCUUACUAUCCGUCUCAUCUUUCGUUUUUUCUUUUUUAUAUCCCCGUUCUGAAGCUGCGGGUUCGGCGGCUAUCUCAACAACUUUUGGUCGCUAAUAGCCGGAGGGCAUUCUCCAGUUUCGUGUCGUUUUUGGUGUCGUUUUGUUGGGGGAUAUCUAAUUUAUUGGCAAUUCGAUAGGUGCCCGGAGGGCAUUGGAAAGGCUGACUUCCGUUUCCGAUCCAAAAAGGGCUGCAUAAUAGUGCAAUUAGAGCCGAGUUUGGGCAUCCGCCAGUAAUGCCUCAGGGCCUAAUAUUUGGAUAAAAUUUUGUCGCUAUUCUUUUGGAGGUUUAAGUAAAGACUAGAAUUAAAAUAGCAUCAAAAACAUUUUAAUUUUUUUGGGGGAAAGGCUCGUGAUUUUCUGAAUAUUGAGAGAUGACCUUUGCAUAUUUAUAUUAGGUUGAUUCAAAAGUUUUUCCACAUGUCUUUAAAAAAUUUUUAAAAAUUUGGACCAAAGCCAGUGGGCCUGAUAUAUAUCUUGUUAGAAAGAGGGCUGUUUGUAGAUUAUAGUAGAUUAAUAACUUUUUACAACUUAGCAAUUUGUAGUAGUAGCGCCGUGUUAAACCUUAACUACUCGAAGGUAGAAAAAGUAAACCGCCGGCGUUACGUCUAGAGUGACUGUAUCUUCUUAAUAUUCUAGAAUAUGGUAUGCCUGUAUGUAAUCUCUAUGGCAUCGAGGGCAAUUUGCUAUAGGGCUAGUCGAAAAAUUUUUAGUGCGAAAAAUCAAAAAUUAGGGUCUGGCAAAAGUAGACCCUGUAGACGCAGCUAUUAGAAGCACUAAGAGAUAACGCUUUCUGUUAUUGUAGUGUAUGAGUAGCACUACAACGCCAAUGCUAAACAUUCGCGCUAGCUUUAGCUAUGCGGCAGAAAAAUCGAAUCUUUCUAAUCUACCAAUAUUUUACGAAGUUUAGGGGAUUUUUACAAAAACGUUUUCUGUUCAUUACUCUCGCCCGGUAUCCUAGUUAUUUAAUAAAUAAUUGAUCCUACUUGACAUACACUAUCAGUUGCUAGACGCGCUAAGCUGAAGGUCCUCUUGCCAUACCAGUAAAAAAAUUACAAAAAUCGUCUAAAAGUGCAGUUUAUGCUGCUUUUCUACCUUAUAAGGCAAUUUCAGUUGGUGACUUUUUGAAUGUAUCAUCAGCAUACUGUCUUUGUACAACCUGAAUAGCAGCCGAGUCAAAAAAGUCUAACCCCUUUCAAAAAAUUUUUAAAAAUCUGCUUUUGAUCGGUAGCUCGGCUCUUCGGCCAACUUUAUGGGAUGCUACAAAAAACGUCAGUGUAGAUAUAAGUAGAGCAAUAAAUUCAGAAGAAACUACAGCCAUCCCCAGUACGAAUAACCCAAAACCGGAGACUUUUUAGUCGGCUGGAAAAUUGCUAGGGCCCGGGAUAUUCACCAUGACGCAAACGGAGAAAUUUUUAGUAUUUUUGAAAUAUUCUGAAAGGAAGCUUGUAGAAAAUAAAAUGCUACGAAUCAAAAAUUUUGCAAUGGUCUGCCCCAUACAUCUAUGCUCUCAGUUUUAACGUACAUUCAAUCAGGCUCCAGAAAUUUUAUUUUGAAAUGUCUCAAAAAAAUGUGGAAAAACUUUUGAAUCAACCUAAUACGAAACCGUUUGGAGAGCGAUCGCUUAUAUCUAAACCCUAUUACAAUAUAUUUUUGCUUUCGCAAUUCUCGCUUGUAACUAUGAUUUUUAAAAGAAAAUUUAGUGCUUAAAGUACAAACUCGCGUAAUUUGUUAGUCAAGCCCUGAGGGCUUAUAGAAUUCCAUCCUUAUCAGUGAUUGCGCGCCCCUUUUUUUGCAGAAAGUCGAUUGGAAAAAGCGAAAAAAGAAAUAAUUUUUGAGAGAAACUUUUUCGUUUGCCCUGAGGGAAUGAAAAAAAAGAGUUUUGGACCGCUUUUUUGCAGACCGAUUUCGACUCCGGGAUUCGAUUACACUGGUUAUAACACCUGCAAGUUGCUUGUAAGAGUGGGCUUACAAUUACUGUCUAAUUUUAGAUCGUAUCUUGUUUUUUUCUUCUCAAUUUUGGCGAGCAAAACGCCUAAGGGCGUGAAUUGGGAGGGAAGUCGGGUUUCUCCGUCUAAAUAAGUAGUAGUAAGCAGAGAAAGGAAGUUUACUGGGCCAGGAAACCUUGUUAUUCCAAGUUUUAUUGCAUUUUUUGUUCAUCUCCACAAUCUUUUCCCUCAAAAAUAUAUUCAAAUUACAAGACUUUUGCCGUUUGAUUCCAUUUUUUGUUAAUUUUUCUGAUUUUUUGCACUUUUUAUUAACUGAUUUUAAAAGUUUUUCCAAUCUUUUGCAGCAAAUUUGCGUUUUUAUGACGUCUUUUUGAGCUUUUUGAUGUGAUUUCCUUAUUCUUCAAAGUUUACUUCCUGUUUUUGGACGCAAAAUCACCAGAAUCCCCUUUCUCGCAGCUAUUAACCUAGUUUUGGGUCGGGAUUUUAUUACUUUCUAGCCGCAUUACAUAGUUGCCAAGUGUAAAAAAUGUAAUUUUGAGUACUUUUUGGUGGCAUUAUUGCGUGUUUAUGCUCUGAAGCGGGGUCUAAUACUUAUGUUGGGCCCGUUUUUCCCGUGUAAAUAUGGUAAAUGUGAACUGCCAGAGGGGUCAGAGAUGUUCCUAUCUGUAAAAGAAGUCUUUGGAUUUUGAUUAACGACCCAAAAAUUUUAUAUUUUUUACAUUUUUUUGAUUAUUUGUACGAGAAUUUUACCGCGAAAAUUCUCAAAAAAAAUAGUAAUCUUGUUUGAGGUGUGCUGGGACAAAAACAAGGAUUUCCUCAUGAUUGGGGUAGAAAAAUUGUAUCAUAUCGUGUAGAGUCAGCCUACAUAAGAGUCCACAGUCGGAAGAAAUCGUAUCUUUUGAUGAUUUAUAGUAAAAAAUAGAGAAAUUCUGUUAAAUUAAUGCGAAACCAAUGUCAUCACUUAAAAAAAAAGAUGUCCCACUCCCGAUUAUCAACUUUUGCUUAUGAAAAUACCAACUUAUCAUGUAAAGUCUCAAAACUUUCGUUCAAACCCCCCUUCACGACCUUCCUUACACACCAUCGUCCAUUUCUGACAUCACUUCCGUUGCAGCGUCCACUUUAGCGGACCCCUCUUUAGCCAUGACCUCGUUCAUUUACAGCCCAUCUUCUAACCCCUUUUAUUUGCACUUGUACCAACUUGAGCCCCCUUUGUAACAAUCUUUUCUAUUCUAUCCGAUACAAGGUUUCCUAGAAUAAUAUAAAAUCCCUAAAAUAUCCUCGUCCCUUAAGUGCAAUUAUCCAUAAAUAGGAAUAACAUCAACUUCAACCCCAAUCCUCGUACACGUUGUUUUUGUCGCUGUAAUGUGUUCGCGGAACCUUUCCGGACAUUAAUCAAUUACUCGUAAUUUUGACGGCUCUCCGGGACACCAUUUAUGAAACAAUUUGUGGCCGGAGGGGACUUUCUACUCCUUUUUUUGUUAUUUUCAAGUUCCUCCAUUCUCUAACGACAUUCCCAUACACAGAAAGAAAGCGAGGCCCUCAGGGCCAUUAGCACUGGGGCUAUGAGGCCUAGAGAAACAGCUGUGACCUUUGUUUAACCUACACUUGGCUGUAAUGGGAUCUACACCUUCAAGUGCAAUAGAGAAUAUCUCAGAAAAAGGGUAAAGUAAUGGCUAUUUUAAGACCAAAAAAUCCAAAAAAGAUGUUUCUUUGAGGGAAUGAGCCGAUUCAAACCCGUUUAAAGUGCAAAAGUCAAACAAAAAAGGCAAUUUGAGCGGAUACAUCCUCGGAUUGGGUUACAAGAAAGAACGAUCCAGAAUGUUGCCAGAGGGCUUACAUCCACAAUAGCACCGCUGGAGAUGAGCAAAGUUUUGCGAUGACCAAGUUGGGAAGAUUAUUAAAUUGCGCAGCCUGCGCCCCGGACUCGGCCCAAAAUGGGAGGGCCUAAGGGCUCAGCUUGGGAAAAGGGAAGCCACCUCGCUAUAGUGUUAAUAUUUGUCUACACUUCUUUUCUUCUUCUUUCUCCAAGAGAAAACGAAAAAAAAACAUUUCGUAUCUCCAGGAAAGGGAAAAUACGGCGAUUACGCAGCAAAGCGGCUACUUUUCCUACCCGGAUACGGUCUAUUACCUUAUCUGCAAUUUGCUAAAGCAAUCUACGACACCAUCUUGUUAGCAUUAUGUCACGUAUUACUACUUUUCUAUAGCAAAUGGUCUUUUACGACCAUCCGAUCGCUAAGAUGAUCUAAAAUGAAGUUGGGGACGCUGUUGCCGAAGCGAUCAGCGGCCUUCCUUCAAUCGCUGGCUCCGCCGACCGAGGCCCAACGCCGAGGAACGCAGUCUGCGCCCAUAACCCCCACACAGCAAACGGGGAAACCCAAGUUUGAGGUAAGAUAACCACCAGACUACCCAAUUUCACAGACUUGUAGUACAAUUUUGGGUGCACUCGGGUUGAUCUUUUAAAGUUAAUUACGUCCCGCUCCUCUGUCUAAUGCAUUUCGGUGCAAAUGACAACCGAAUUCACUCUCGGCCCCAGUAAUGGCAUUGGGGAUUUGUUCAGAAACAGAUUCCCGAUGAUUGCGUCACCAAUUCAGGGCUCGCGAACCGGAUCCAAAACCGCGAAAAUGGGUGUAAAAGGGAUUUUUGGAGUUUUUGCAGGAUUCAAUCAUAUUUUUAAUCAUCAAAACAAUACCAAACCAUGUUUUUGUUUUGUAAAUUUUGGAAAUCUCGCUUCUCACUUCCCUCCCCAUCCCCAAACAUCUGAAACGUUCUUAAAUCAAUUUCCCCUCCGGGCCAGUGAGUCUGAAAUUUGAAUCCAUUUUUCUCUCUGGGCCCAAUCAGCAUUUCCUUGGCCACUUUCUCAAAUUGGCCUCGAUUUGGAUGCGCGACGUCCCCGGUCUCAUCUCCGUGCAGAAUGUGGCCAAUUGGCCUCGAGGCGGUCUGGAUGACAUUUACAGGGUUUGGGGGGAGAGAUGUAUUGAUAUUACUCGUUGACAGGGCCUUUUAUGCAGCUUUGACAAGGUUUCGGAUAUGGGUUUAGGUCUUGUUAUACUAUGUAUGUACACGUACUCUACGUCGAAGGUCAUUUACUUCAAUUCAGGGAAAAUCGAAUUGUAAGGUCAUUUCCUUCAAUUUAAGACAGGCCUAAGGUCAUUUCCUUGAAUAAAAGACAAGUUGUUUCAUAAACGACAAGCUUCUUUUUAUUGACUUUUACUGUGGGCUCUAAAGUGUUUAUCUUCCAAAAUAAGAUUCAAUUCAAGUCGUUGAAAAAACAGCUCCUUUUGGAAGCGGCGACGUCACAAUGGAAGAGCGCUAACCUCUGACCUGACGUCACGGAGAUCGCGUCACAGAUCAGGAACCAGUCCAUGACUCAGCCUCCCCGCUAUCAAAGUUAGUUCCCCAGCAAAAGUUUUGCAUUUUUGUUGUGUUAUAAUAGGGUCCUGGUCUUUCGCCGCGACGCACGUGAAGAGGGGGGAGAAGCGAGAAAACCGUGGAUCGCUGUCCCCCUCCUCUUGUCGCUGCCCGCCUCGAGCGAUCGCUCCCUCCCCCCCUUUACCUUGAGUUUUUUUCCUUUACUUUCACCUUUGUCGCGCUUCAUUUAAACCAUUGAUUUUGGGUGUUCGGCAGGUUGUUUAUCAGCCACUUAUCAGCCUCGGCGGUUUGGCUGAUUAGAUGGGGGCUCUUCCCUUUCGGGAUGAUGUCAUCUUUCUCCAGAUUCGGCCUGAAUCAAACUCUUUUCUGGGAAAAAAACAAUCGGAAAACGGGAGUUUAAUGGGGAGAACGUGAUCGAAGAUGGGAGGGGAGACGGCAUGCACGAUUACUUUUGACCAUUUCUUACAACUUCUUAGCUACAAAUAUGUUUAAAAGAAAGUCGACUCAGCCCGGCAAGGUAAUCUCUCUCUCUAAUCAGUCGGAUGUGUAAUAUUCCAGUAUAACAUAUUGUUAUGGACUCUCUAGACGCCCUUAAUUGGCCACAUUCCUUACAAUUCCUUAUAACAUACAAUCUGGACGUCAUUUAUCCACUUAUUCCACCCAUUAAUUUCCGGCAGUAAUUACACUUCCUUCCUUUUUUGUAAUAUUUUGCCUGCGGGUGUGUUGACGUGAAGCGAGUCUAAAUGGGGGAUCUUUUGUUCCCGGAAAGGCUGUUAUCAGUUGGAGAGAAGAGAGCCUUCGUAUUCCGAUAUUAUCAUAGAGGUCAGAAAAAGAAAGGGAAAAGUUUUUAUUCCUUUUUUAUAGCGAUUAAAACUAUAACAAAGUGGGUCCGAAAAGGUAGUAAAACGGCUAUUGAUAGGGGAUAGCAUGCGAAAAUGUUCUCUAAACUGCGGUUAUAUCACCAAAAUCGGUAUAAACGUCAUCAUUUUUCCCAAAUUUUUAUAUUGUCCUUGUCACUUCUGUUGGUCAUUUUUCUUAUGAUGUAUAUUCCUUGAUUGCACCCAACGUUUCGGUGAUGGUAUUCUGUCCUCUUUUUCUUCCAGAUCCACGAUCUUUUCCCAUUGGAAGAUCUCUUGCAGACGGUUGUGUUGGACGGUGCAGACCUCGAGGAUCCGAUGACCGCCCAGACUGAUGCCGCCGUCCGUCUGAAACUCCUCAGGCCCGAGCUGCCGGAGGAGCAGAUCCCGAAGGGCGCGGCUCUGAAUGACCUGACUUGUGCCAUCAAUGUCAAGGAGAAGGUCGAUAUUAACGGUGAGCUUAUUGAGUAUCUAUUAUCGAGUUUUAAGCAUCAUUGGAAUGUUUGAUUAUAAUUAUUGCAACUUUUACAGGCGAAAAUAGGCUCAUUCAAAAACGAAAAACAGUGCAAAUAGAUUGGGACAAGUGUUUCGAUGUGGCCAUUAUGCCGGGACGGGUAUUACAAGUUCUUCUUCAACAUGAAAAAGCUCAAGUCGCCGAUGCAACAAUGCGAUUAGAGGUAAGAAACAUCAGUGUUUAACUCUGCAGCAUAAUUUGGCUCUUUUGAAACCAGUUAUUCAGACUAAUAUGUAUCAACUGUUUUCCAGGACAUAGCCUCGAAAUGCAAGCACGACGCGAUCACUCACAUCUGGAUCAAUCUCAAACCCUGCGGCAGAAUCUUGGCGCAAACUCGAAGAGUCGGCUCGGCUCCCUCAAACAAAAGCGAGGAUCCCAGUACUCCGAGAGGCUUCGAAUCCGGAGGAAUGGGACUUCAGCGACGUCGAGGUGCCAUCAAACAUCAGAAGGUCCACGAAAUCAGAGGCCAUCAGUUUGUCGCGACCUUCUUUAGACAGCCAACUUUCUGCUCACUCUGUUCCGAAUUUAUGUGGUAAGUAACUCGGUAAUUGACUCGUUAUUGUGUCUAAAAUAAUGUUUAUUAUGGCACAUCUUGCAUUUGCAUUUCCAGGGGCUUGAAUAAACAAGGCUACCAAUGUCAGCUGUGUUCGGCGGCGGUGCAUCGGAAGUGUCACGAGAAAACGCUGAGUCAAUGUCCCGGCUCGGCCAAAAACACCAAGGACACAAUUGUAAGUAAAGAUAUUAUAGUAUUCUUGCCAAAGCCGUCCUCGACAUUAAUCAUCACAAUGUUAAAUUUUAGUACCUCAAAGAGCGCUUCAAAAUCGACGUCCCUCAUCGGUUCAAGACCUACAACUACAAAUCCCCCACCUUCUGUGAUCACUGCGGCUCCCUCUUAUACGGUCUCUUCAAGCAGGGCCUCAAAUGUGAGACCUGUGGAGUGAAUUGUCAUCAUAAAUGUGAAAGGCAUAUGCCCAAUCUGUGUGGAGUCAACCAAAAACAAUUAUCGGAGGCCCUAUUCGAGAUCAAAAGAGGUGCCCAUUCCUCGGUAAACUCCACUCCUCCAAGCCUCGGAUCCUUGAGUAUUUCGGGCUCUCCGGUCGACAAAAAUGCCCAAAAUGGAGCGACAAAUGGCGUGGGAAACAAGUUCAAAGCGUUGUUCAGAAAUCACAAUUACAGCAUCGAACAGCCCGAGGAGUAAGUUGUUUACAGAUGGGAGAGUUUUUACAGUGUCUUGUUCAGAUUUUUUCAACCAAUUUCCAAGAAAAAAGAGAAUGCAAACCUCUUGUAUUUACAGCUUACGAGUAAUUGGAAAACCGUAUUUUUAAGAAUUCAAUAUUAUCCAUCUAAUAUUUUAGCUCUACUGCAUCGUCCCCAGCGUCGUCAGAUGCUCCCAAGAAGUAUAAACUUAACAACUUCACCAUCCAAAAAGUACUGGGAAAGGGCAGUUUCGGGAAAGUUUUAUUGGUGGAAUUGAAAGGGAGACAGCAAUUUUAUGCGAUGAAAUGCCUGAAAAAGGACGUCAUCUUGGAGGACGAUGACACGGAAUGCACAUUUAUCGAGCGGAGGGUGCUGAUCUUGUCGUCGGAAUGCCCUUUCUUAUGCCAACUUUUCUGCUCCUUCCAAACUAAUGUAAGCAUUUUUUGAUGAGCUAUUUAUGAGUAAAAACAUUGUCUUAGAAUUUCAAAAGGAUGAUUUGGCUAAUUUAAAUUUUAGUGGCUAUAAAUUUUAAAGGAAGUAGAGAUAAGAAAAGAAAAACUUCAAUAAGUUAUAAGCCAAAUUUCAUCAAAAUUUAUUCCUCGAACAUGCAAAAAUUUCAGGAAUACCUCUUCUUUGUGAUGGAAUACCUGAACGGCGGAGACCUGAUGUAUCACAUCCAGCAAGUCAAACGCUUUGAUGAGAACCGCACCAAAUUCUAUGCCUGUGAAAUCAUCUGCGCCCUCCAAUUCCUGCACACCAAGAAUAUUAUUUAUCGCGAUCUCAAGCUGGACAACAUCCUCCUUGACGCCGAAGGGCAUGUCCAUUUGGCUGAUUUUGGAAUGUGCAAGACCGAGUUGAACCGAGAGAAUGGAAUGGCCAGCACUUUCUGCGGUACCCCCGAUUACAUUGCCCCCGAAAUCAUCAAAGGCCAGCUGUACAACGAGGCCGUCGACUUUUGGAGCUUCGGCGUUUUGAUGUACGAGAUGUUGAUUGGACAGUCGCCUUUCCAUGGGGAUGGAGAGGAUGAAUUGUUUGAUGCCAUCUUGAAUGAAAGGCCUUAUUUCCCAAAAUCGCUGCCAAAAGAAGCCGCCAAAUGUUUGAGUGCUGUAAGUUUUUUGAAUGUAAAAAUCUUUUGCUUCUAUUUUCUGCACAAUGCAGUUUACAAAAAAAUAAUUUUUAACGGUAAAAAAGGCUGACUUUUGAUCACAAUUUCAAUUUUUUUUACACUUUUCAAUUUUCCCACCUUUUCGCUUGCCACAGCACAGUGCGCAUCAGUAUAUUAUUUCUUCGCACCGUGCAGUUUCUUCUCGUAUUUCCUUUGAUUGCACGAUACAAAAAGUCUAUUACAGUACCCUUAACGAUCUUAUUGACGUUUCAGUUGUUCGACCGUAACCCGAACACCCGCCUUGGAAUGCCCGAGUGUCCAGAUGGUCCCAUUAGAACCCACGCCUUUUUCCGUGGUGUUGAUUGGAAGAAAUUCGAGGCUCGCCAAGUCCAGCCACCCUAUAAACCUCUUGUGGUAAGCUUUUUCUUUUUUUCGAACUUCCAUGUUUUCGUGGUGGGAGCCAAAAAUAUUUGAUGACAAAAAAUUAUGGCAAAAUUUAUUAAUAUAGGAAUGAUUGAAAAUAUUUUUUUCAGAAAUCAGCCAACGAUACGAGUAACUUUGAUGAAGAUUUUACGACCGAAAAGCCGGUCCUGACCCCCAUUCAGGACAAGAAUCUGCUGGCUUCGAUCGACCCCGAGGCAUUCGCCGAUUUCUCUUACACCAAUCCCAAGUUCGCCUAA